Messenger RNA from Anoplopoma fimbria (sablefish), 6907 nucleotides. Its product is annotated as transforming acidic coiled-coil-containing protein 1-like. The record is from RefSeq and is a predicted model, not a curated record. Lineage: Eukaryota; Metazoa; Chordata; Actinopteri; Perciformes; Anoplopomatidae. Bases 296 to 4714 code for a protein of 1472 amino acids. The transcript is spliced from 13 exons. Gene Ontology annotation, biological process: mitotic spindle organization; cell population proliferation; cerebral cortex development. Gene Ontology annotation, cellular component: cytoplasm.
CCACAGAGGCAGGGGGAGAACGAGCGUGACUGGAAACGUUAAAAGAGGAUAAGAGAAAGCAGCUGAAGUCUUUUUGAUUUUAAGACGGAGAAUAUACUAUAGAAAUGUCUCCUUCCUUUCAUGGGAAUCUGGGAACUCGUGUGAAGAGAGAGGCUCUGUGGAAAGAUGUGAGAGCUGUUGGCAGGGUGGAAAUCUGAGGAAGAAACACAGAAAAGGUUCAGUCGGGCUCUGGAAACCAGUCCAGCAGGUCUUUGAGUCAAAAGAGGGUUGAAGAACCCCCUUAGAAAAAGGAGUGAUGUCUUGGCUGUCACCUGUGUCAUGGGCCAAAUGGACGUGGACGGCUGUGAGGGGGGUAGAGGGAGAGGAGGAUGAAGAGGGGCAAGAGGCCAGCGUGGAGAGGGAACAACGUGAAGAAGAAGAGGAGGAGGAGGAGAGAUCUCAAGGCGGCAGCUCUGACUCAGAGGGUCAUUUUGAAACUCCUGAAGCAGCAACUCCUGUCCGCGCCCCUCCGACCUUCCCAGGAGAGCUGGAGAACAACAACACUGAUGCAGACAAAGCAGAUGUGGAUCAGGAUGAGCAGUUGAUAGUGACUGCCCCUAUUUGGGAUCAGGAUAUUUUGCUCCGCCACAACAUGGGUCAAGAUGAGCCUGCAGUCCCCAUGGGUGCACCACUGGAGGUAAACAUCCAGACCCUGGAAACAGAACAAAUAGAGAAUCUUCCAGAAGUCUUGGGCUCUGUGCCUGUCCUUGCUCCAUCCUCAUUGAAGGAAAUUGUUGACGUGGAAUACACAGCUCCGUCCACAGAGCCAUCCCAAGCCCCAGUCCCCAUCCUAGUUGAAGAUCCUGUCCUGGAUGUGGCUCCAGUUCAAGCUCCAGCUCUGCCUCUUGCCCCAGAACCAGACUCAGUCCUUAUCAGUGAACCUGCAGUCAGUCAUGCUCCAGAGCCCCUUGAGCAUAAAGCGCUUGCUGAACCAGAACCACAGUGCACUGGCCUGGACCAGACAGAGCCUACUCAAAAGACGAAAACCAGCAAGUCUAAGCCUCCACCUCUGGAGGUAAAGGCCUCGCUGAACGAGCUUGCCCAAACAAAUGAUGAACAAGAACUUCCUGUUCCCCAGGCCACUUACAAAUUUGACCCUGACCAGCUGGAUGACAGCUUUAACCCCUUCAUGUGCGGCGGAUCCAAAAUCCAGAACUCUCCCCCACCCUUUGGUUCAAGCGCUCUCCCCAGACUCGAACCACUCGGUAGCUCCUUGCCUGUGUGUGAGGCCAGCUCAGCAGCACCAGCAGAAGCAGAGAUGAUGGAGUCAUCGUCAGAGGCCAAGUCUGUGAUGCUGGAGUUCGGUCUCGACGAGGGGAUCGUCAGCAAGCCACCUCCCAGGAAAUUAGGUGGUAAAAAAACAAUCAGCAAACUCGCAGCUAAGAGGCAGAAAGCCAAAGAAUCUGAACCCACAAUCUCAGAAACAGAUUCUCAGCUUCUUACCAGUGAACCUGCAGUCAGUCAUGCUCCAGAGCCCCCUGAGCACAAACCGCUUGCUGAACCAGAACCACAGUGCAAUGGCCUGGACCAGACAGAGCCUACUCAAAAGACGAAAACCAGCAAGUCUAAGCCUCCACCUCUGGAGGUAAAGGCCUCGCUGAACGAGCUUGCCCAAACAAAUGAUGAACAAGAAAUUCCUGUUCCCAUGGCCACUUACAAAUUUGACCCUGACCAGCUGGAUGACAGCUUUAACCCCUUCAUGUGCGGCGGAUCCAAAAUCCAGAACUCUCCCCCGCCCUUCGGUUCAAGCGCUCUCCCCAGACUGGAGCCACUCGGUAGCUCCUUGCCUGUGUGUGAGGCCAGCCAAGCAGCUCCAGCAGAAGCAGAGAUGAUGGAGUCAUCGUCAGAGGCCAAGCCUGUGAUGCUGGAGUUUGGUCUCGACGAGGGGAUCGUCAGCAAGCCACCUCCCAGGAAGUUAGGUGGUAAAAAAACAAUCAGCAAACUCGCAGCUAAGAGGCAGAAAGCCAAAGAAUCUGAACCCACAAUCUCAGAAACAGAUUCUCAACCAGUGUCAGAACCAGUUUCUCAGCUUCUUACCAGUGAACCUGCAGUCAGUCAUGCUCCAGAGCCCCCUGAGCACAAACCGCUUGCUGAACCAGAACCACAGUGCAAUGGCCUGGACCAGACAGAGCCUACUCAAAAGACGAAAACCAGCAAGUCUAAGCCUCCACCUCUGGAGGUAAAGGCCUCGCUGAACGAGCUUGCCCAAACAAAUGAUGAACAAGAAAUUCCUGUUCCCAUGGCCACUUACAAAUUUGACCCUGACCAGCUGGAUGACAGCUUUAACCCCUUCAUGUGCGGCGGAUCCAAAAUCCAGAACUCUCCCCCACCCUUUGGUUCAAGCGCUCUCCCCAGACUCGAACCACUCGGUAGCUCCUUGCCUGUGUGUGAGGCCAGCUCAGCAGCACCAGCAGAAGCAGAGAUGAUGGAGUCAUCGUCAGAGGCCAAGUCUGUGAUGCUGGAGUUCGGUCUCGACGAGGGGAUCGUCAGCAAGCCACCUCCCAGGAAGUUAGGUGGUAAAAAAACAAUCAGCAAACUCACAGCUAAGAGGCAGAAAGCCAAAGAAUCUGAGCCUCCGUGCAAACCUGCAUCAGAACCCACAAUCUCAGAAACAGAUUCUCAACAAGUGUCAGAACCAGUUUCUCAGCCCCUUACCAGUGAACCUGCAGUCAGUCAUGCUCCAGAGCCCCCUGAGCAUAAAGCGCUUGCUGAACCAGAACCACAGUGCACUGGCCUGGACCAGACAGAGCCUACUCAAAAGACUAAAACCAGCAAGUCUAAGCCUCCACCUCUGGAGGUAAAGGCCUCGCUGAACGAGCUUGCCCAAACAAAUGAGGAACAAGAACUUCCUGUUCCCAUGGCCACUUACAAAUUUGACCCUGACCAGCUGGAUGACAGCUUUAACCCCUUCAUGUGUGGCGGAUCCAAAAUCCAGAACUCUCCCCCACCCUUUGGUUCAAGCGCUCUCCCCAGACUGGAGCCACUCGGUAGCUCCUUGCCUGUGUGUGAGGCCAGCUCAGCAGCUCCAGCAGAAGCAGAGAUGACGGAGUCAUCGUCAGAGGCCAAGUCUGUGAUGCUGGAGUUCGGCCUCGACGAGGGGAUCGUCAGCAAGCCACCUCCCAGGAAAUUAGGUGGUAAAAAAAAAAUCAGCAAACUCACAGCUAAGAGGCAGAAAGCCAAAGAAUCUGAACCCACAAUCUCAGAAACAGAUUCUCAACCAGUGUCAGAACCAGUUUCUCAACCAGCAUUAGAACCAGUUGCAGAUCUUCUUCCAGAAACUCCUUUGCCCGUUUCAGACUCUGCUGCCCCUCUGGACCUUGAUGAUAUUCCUAUUCCUAAAUCGGGAACAUAUAACUUUGAUCCAAAUCAGUGGGACGACCCAAACUUCAAUCCGUUUGGUAGCAAUAGUGCGUUGAGCAGCUCUCCGGGGCUCCCGAAGAGCUCCAACAGUUUUGAUCCAGACAAUUUUGAUGACACUGUGGAUCCUUUUAAACCCUCAAAAUCCAUGAGCACCGAGGACUCGUCCAGUAGCGCCCCUCAGCCGGAGAAAAAAGGGAAAGACGAAGGCAAACAGAAAGCAGGGCCCCCGGCGGAGGAGAAAAAAGUGAGGCAGAUUCCCAAGAAAAGCAAAGAGAAGACAAUCACGAAUUCCUGUAAAGCGCAGAAAUAUGAUGAGAGCCAGUCCUUGGUGCUUGACGUUUGCAGUCAGGAGGAGGAUGAGGUGGUGGCUCACACCCCAGAGAUCACUCAGCGGGUUCAUCACGCCACUGAUGAGGAGAAGCUUGCCUCCACUGGCAUUAAGGUGCAGACAACAGACAGCGAGGAGGAGAGAGGAGAACCUGAACGCAAAAAAGCACCUCCGAAGAAACAUCCAAUCGAUGAUAUUUCUGUUAUGGAUGGUCCUGACAGUAAGAUUACAGAUCACAAGGUGGAGAAGGACACCUGCAGUCUGAAAGAAGAUAUGAGUGAGAUAUCUAUGAACCAAACAACAAAGAUGGCCAGCAGUGAGAUCCAAGACCCAGCAGCCCUGUCCCAGGACAACAUAUCUCUGAGUGAGAUGGACAAGGCAGCAGUGCUCACCAUGAUCAGAGAAGAGAUUAUCACUAAAGAGAUUGAGGUCAAUGAGUGGAAGAGGAAGUAUGAGGAGAGCAGAACUGAGGUUUUGGAGAUGAGGACAAUAGUUGCAGAGUAUGAGAAAACAGUUGCACAGAUGAUUGAGGACGAGCAGCAGCAGAAGUCCCUGUCCUGCAGUAAAUCAGUAAGGCAGUUAACUGCAGAGAGGGAUCAGGCCAUAGCCGACCUCAACUCUGUGGAGCGCUCCUUCGCUGACCUCUUCAGGAGGUAUGAGAACUUGAAGGGAGUCCUGGAGGGCUUCAAGAAGAAUGAGGAGGUGCUGAAGAAGUGCGCACAGGACUACCUGAUGAGGAUCAAGCAGGAGGAGCAGCGAUACCAAACCCUUAAGAUCCAUGCCGAGGAGAAACUGGACAAGGCUAAUGAGGACAUAGCCCAGGUACGUGCCAAGGCCAGCUCUGAGAGUGUGGCACUUAACGCCAGCCUGAGGAAGGAGCAGAUGAAGGUGGACUCACUUGAAAGAGCUGUCCUUCAAAAGAAUCAAGAGAUCGAGGAGCUCACUAAGAUUUGCGAUGAACUGAUCGCCAAAAUGGGAACAGAAUAAGAGGCCUUUAAUCAAGAUGUCACUGCAACAACGAUGUAAAUACUGUACAUGUUCAUAAGCACACUUCAACCUUUUUCUCUUUCCCUGCGUACAUGUUUUUGAAAAAAACUAAAAACAUUUAAAACACAGACGGUUACUCUCUCCAGACUGACAUAUGAACACAAAGCAAUAAUUUCUCAUAGUGUCAAUCAUGUCACGGCAGUUGUAGAAGCACAAAUUUAUCAUGAGGUGUAUUUUAAAUACUUUAAAGGAGAUUUAUUGAUCUUUGGUUAAGGAUUUACAUUAAAGCCUAAUUUUAUUGUUCAAAGAUUCAUCCGUUUUUUAACUGUCGAUCCCCUUCUUUGAAGUUUGUGUGCAUUUGUUCUAUGACAAAGAAUUACCAUUUCCGUUUCAUACAGGGUGUUGAGCACAAAACUGAAAGAAAUAACGUGGGAACUAAGUGAAAGACCAUGUAAGCACACAGAACAGACAUGUUUUAGCACAGUGUGUCUACACUGUAAUUACAGGUAUGAUAAACAACAAUUUCCUAAAAAAAUAAAAUAAUAUAUAUAUGUAUACAAAUAAAUAAAUAGACUGACAAAAAUAAUCCCUCUGAACCAUCACUUGUGAACCAUUAGAAGUGUAUCGCAGUGUCUAUACCUGCAGAGACCCUGCUCUCUGCCUGCAUUUUCUCUUAUUGUCUUAGUUUGCUCUUUUGGGCUUCAGCAAAGAGUUUUUGGACCCCACAUUGGAGAUGUAACCCCCAGCCAAUAAUCAGGAUGUGGGGCCUGUUCUCAUUUUUCCAGUUUUGUCAUGGCCCUUGGCACACCAAGACAGGUGUGCCAAGACAGAGCCACAGACAGGCCACUAUCCAGCACCUUCCCACAGGUGUGUGAGGAGAUGCAGAUGUGUUUAGCAAUCAGAAAAUGAUAUUACAUUUUUCUAAUUCACGACUUAGUUCUCGCUAACGGCGGUCCCUCUCUUCGUUCACCAUCUGGGCUCUCUCUCGCUCGACCAUUGAGCCAGAGACAAGGAGCAAAUUUUGAAUGCUGUGUAAACUAACAGCAACCGCCAAUGUGACUACGUAUUAUACCUUUAACUGUGUUGAUAAUACAGUCUUCAGUAAGGACAUGUAUCUUUUGAGUGACUAAACUGGUCCUCAUGUAUUAGUUUCCUGCCUAAAGAUAUGUCUUGCUGCCAUUUCUUUUGUGAUACAGACAGUUUAGUUCUGUUGAUUAUCUUCAUUCAUCAGCAAAUUAACUAUAAAGUAGUAAUAUUACUUCUUAAACUUCUUAAGUUGCCUUUGAGUUUCUUCGUCUGUGUUUCACCCUGCAAGUGUGUGGUGAAGUCCUCAGUUAUGCAGUUAAACCAGAGUUUUUAAAUCAUUUACAUUUUGCCUACCAUAAAACUCUGGGAUUGUUAAUACAAAGAGCACUUAAGAGAAUCUUAAAUUCUGUUCCAUAAUAUCAUAUUAAUUUGAUGAUAGUUUGAUGGUGAUGGGUGGAGAAACUUUGGUAAAAACGUUGCUCUUAUUAUUAUACUGUAAUAUUAAACCACUUUCUUGCUCUGCGCUAGAAUGAGGAAAAGUUAGAAACAUUCUGUUGUUGCCAUGUAGAUAUUUUUGGACUGUAUUCAUAUUUUGUGUGAGCCCAAAUGUUGCUGGUGUGCCUUUAUUUUGUCUAUUUUGUAAAAAAAAAAAAAAAGUUUUCUUGGUUCCUUCAUGCAGUUGUUUCCAAACUCUUUGGCCAAAGUGUGUUGUAUACAGUAUAAAUAUUUUAUGAUCAAAAACAUCCUGAACAACAGUGAGUUAUAAGGAUUUUUCUGGUAAGGUGAAAGUCUGUGAUGUGUGUGUGUGGCAAGCAGGGAGUUGAUCAUUGAAAUAUAUAACAAUAAUAAUAUCCUCAUUGCUAACAUCAGCACUGGUUUAAUUGAACUUGAAAGAACGCACAAGUGCAUUUUCAGUCAGAUGUGUUUCAGAUAUAAAAGACGGAUUCUUCUGUGGAAGCCUUGUUUCACGUCAGCACACUCAAUCGCCCUGUGUCCUUUUGUAGUGGUGUUGCAUUAGUCUGAAGGUGCUUUUUGAUGCAAAUACAUUGUUAAAGUACAAUAUGUGUAAAUUUUAUACUUUAUGAAAAGAAUAUUGUUCUUAAUAUUUGUAAAAUUAAAGAAUUAAGUAUACCCAGAUUGUAUGUUAACGGCUAUAUUUUGUGCAUU